AUGUUCGUUUUUUUAAUUUGCUUCCUCCUAGGAGUUCCUGGAAAUAUUGCUGUGAUCAUCCUCAAACCAAACUGGCAGCACCUGUCCAGUCUGAGUCAGAGUCUGAUGCUGAAUUUGGCCAUAUCAGAUCUGAUCUGCCUGCUCCCCCUGCCUCUGUGGAUUUACACCUUACAGUACAGCUGGACUUUUGGCCUGGUGGCUUGUAAGAUCCUCACGUAUCUCAUGUACUGUGGUGUCUAUUCUAGCAUGCUUACAGUGACGGUGCUGAGUGUGCAGCGCUACCUACAGGUGGUGCACCUGCAGACGAUCUUCAAAUGUGUAGGAAAGAGGAGGCUUCUGGUUCUGCUCUGGCUGGUUACCAUGAUCCUGUCUAUCCCUGCUUCAGUGGUUCCACAUGUCACUAAAGACCAGUAUGGUACAUCCUGCACACGUACUGACUCUCUCCCUUCCCAGCUGGUUGCCAUGCUGCUGACAGAGUGUCUUGUAGGAUUGGUUGCAAUUUCUGUCGUGGCAUUUUCAUACAUCGGCCUCCACAGCAAACUGAACCAUGCAGCUUUCUUCAACAACCCACAGACGACCCGGCUCAUCAUAAGUAUCACUGUGGCUUUUUUUGUCCUAUGGAUGCCAUUUUGUAUCACAAAUGUACUUGGUGUUGCAGCUAUUUCGCUCAAAAAUCAAGGCCUAUGGAGGUUUUGCUUGAUCAGCUACAACCUUGUCAAAUCACUGGUAUUUGUGAAUUCCUCUCUGAAUCCAUUCCUUUAUGCUUUUGCUUAUAGAAACAUGUGCACUGGGUGCAGAGAAAGCUAA
Trematomus bernacchii (emerald rockcod) is the source of this 807-nucleotide messenger RNA. RefSeq names its product C-X-C chemokine receptor type 4-like. Gene Ontology annotation, biological process: G protein-coupled receptor signaling pathway; immune response. The transcript has a single exon. Lineage: Eukaryota; Metazoa; Chordata; Actinopteri; Perciformes; Nototheniidae. The coding region runs from base 1 to 807 and encodes 268 amino acids. Gene Ontology annotation, molecular function: G protein-coupled receptor activity. The record is from RefSeq and is a predicted model, not a curated record. Gene Ontology annotation, cellular component: membrane.